AUGGACAUCGGGCCUCGUGAUCCUCACUCAGGGUCAGAUGAACAUGUCGCGAGAGAAUUGGACAAAAAUGAAAAAGGGACUUCUCGCCGAUCAAUUCCAAUCUACAAUGAUCUCGAGCUCGUUUCCGAAACCGACCUAUCAUUCGGGGCAAUCUUGAAAGGUACUGCUGCGAAGCCUCUCACAACGUUUGAAAAAAAGGCAGCACUUGUCAAUGCCGAACUUGACAAAUUUGGCCUUGGGAGAUAUCAGAUAUGCAUCUGGUUUCUAUGUGGCUUCGGCUAUUUUCUCGACUUGGCAUGGGCCCAAGGAGUCGGGCUGAUCGCUUCAGCCGUCUACCAGGAAAUGGGUGUAUCGGCUAGCGACACUGCUAAUAUCUGGUCAUGUGCAAAUGCUGGUUUGGCAGUCGGAGCUUUGACAUUUGGUCUACUCGUUGAUGUCAUAGGCCGUAAGUGGGCUUUCAACCUUACGUGUUUGAUUACUUCUGUGUUUGGCCUUUUAUUGGCUGCUCCUAAAUACAACUAUGGAGCGAUUUGUGGCAUAUACUUUCUGGCCUCGGUCGGUUUAGGUGGCAAUAUUCCCAUUGACGCUACAAUUGCGCUCGAAUUUCUCCCGCAAAACCGGCGAUUCCUCGUCUCGUUGCUCUCAAUGUGGCAACCAGUUGGCGUGGUCGUUGCUUCAGCAAUCGCCUACGGGACAGCUGCAAAAUACCGAUGCGACCCCACUCUUCCGUCAUGUCGCGCCGUCGAUUUGGGUGAGCCCUGUUGCACGGUAUCGAGCAACAUGGGCUGGCGUUAUGAGGUGAUAACCCUCGGGCUUAUGACAUUACUGGUGUUCUUCCUCCGCUAUUUCGUGUUUCACUUUCAUGAAUCCCCGAAGUUUCUUAUCAGCCGGGGGAAAGAGGCCGAGGCUAUCGACGUGCUGCACAAGAUUGCCAAGUUCAACAAAGCACCACCGCCGAUCUUGACAGUCGAAGACUUCCAGGCCAUCGACCGUGCAGAGGGACCUAUCGCGCCUAAAGCGACCACAAAGAAUGUCUUGAAGAAUUUCUUCAACAGUUUCAAGCAUCUAAAGGGGCUGUUCAACAGCAAACUACAGAGUUUCAUUUUCGUCUUACUGGCGAUUGCAUACAUGGGUGAUUACUGGUCAUUCAACUUGGCAGGUCAAUAUUUACCAAUCGUCCUUCUUAAUUAUAACGUGUCCAAUGGCCAAACCAAUGUCACGGAGACUUAUCGACAGUAUAUUUAUAUUUAUCUGCCAGGUAUCAUCGGCGCUGUCCUUGCUCUGGCAUCCGUGCAAUUACCCCUUGUUGGAAGAAAGUGGUCACUCGUAUUCUCCGCAAUUUGCCAAGGUCUCUCUAUGGCUAUGUACACACAAGUACGAAGCACUGCCGGCUUUGUGGGGUUGAAUGCUCUCGAAUAUGUUAUGCAGACUUAUUUCAAUGCCGUCUUGUACGCUUCAGCCCCUGAGCUCUUUGAUACGACAUAUCGUGGUAGUGCCAGUGGCAUGUUGUCCUGUCUUGGCCGCAUCGCUGGAAUUGUUGCUCCAUUUGCAGGCAAGUACUACUAUUUGCCAUGGAUCAUUGCCCAUGUUAAUAUUUUCCUAGGAGCACAUUAUCUCGCCACCAGUAGUGCUGGGAUCUUGUGGUUAGGAGCUGGAGGCAUCUGGCUUGCCGCGUUCGUAAUGGUCUUCCUUCCCGUGGAAAUGAAAGACAGACAGAUGUUCUAA
Messenger RNA from Exophiala bonariae, 1725 nucleotides. RefSeq lists its product as uncharacterized. Gene Ontology annotation, biological process: transmembrane transport. The record is from RefSeq and is a predicted model, not a curated record. The transcript is spliced from 8 exons. Lineage: Eukaryota; Fungi; Ascomycota; Eurotiomycetes; Chaetothyriales; Herpotrichiellaceae. Gene Ontology annotation, cellular component: membrane. The coding region runs from base 1 to 1725 and encodes 574 amino acids. Gene Ontology annotation, molecular function: transmembrane transporter activity.